Messenger RNA from Sclerotinia borealis F-4128, 1932 nucleotides. The record is from the annotation of a GenBank genome assembly. Lineage: Eukaryota; Fungi; Ascomycota; Leotiomycetes; Helotiales; Sclerotiniaceae.
AUGCCUGCCUUGCGAGCGCUGCAAGACAAAGUCCGGGCACUGGAGAUGGAACUCAGUCAAUUGGUUGAAGAAGAAGGAAAUCCCCCAAACUCAGAAGAUAUUGUACGUCCUGGAGGAUUGAUUCGACUUAACGAAGAUGAUGAGACGCCACGAUACUUGGGCCCUUCAAGUGGGAUUGCGAUGACUCGGAUAGUGAUGGAGGAGGCAAAGAAAUAUACAGAUACCAGGAGUAUUCGAGAACUUGUGCCUGAAGUGCGGCAACGUCGAACUCCCGCGCAAUCGCCAGAUACGGCUCCGGAACGAAAGAAAUCUUAUCCUAUGAUAUCCGCUGUACCAGCGCCAACGUUACCCAGUCGCCUAGUGACUGAUAAAUUGGUUGAGGUGUUUAAUCAGAAAGCCCAGUAUAUGCUCCCUACUUUACAUGAGCCUACAUUCGCCAAGAAUCUUCAGGAAGUUUAUGACGGAGAUAUUGACCCAUAUAAGAAUUUCGUUCUUCGCAUGGUUCUGGCUAUAAGUAUGCAGAAGCUGGAUAUGCAGUAUGCUGGCCUUGCUGACAGCUACUAUCUGGCUGCUAUGGGUUACAUUGAAGAAGUAAUAAGACCGAAAGAUAUCAAGACAUUACAAUGCCUUGUUCUGAUUGCUCAAUAUUCAAUGCUCACCCCCACCCGUACUGCUAUAUACUACAUCGUUGGACUUGCGACGAGGCUGUGCCAACAGUUAGGCCUGGCGGAAGAAAAGACUAUUACUCAAGGAGUAUCGCUUGGGUUGGUCAAUGCACUACAGCUUGAUAUGCGACGAAGACUAGCUUGGAUUGUUCUAUCGAUGGAGCUCGGUUUGGCUCAGUCAAUGGGUAGGCCGAAUGCCUUCGCAAUUGGGAAAGACCAUCUAGACAUACAAUUUUUUGAAACAGUGGAUGAUGAGUACAUCACUGCUGAUGGCAUACUUCCUGGUCCCAUGUCGGAAAAAAAGCGCCUAGCCAUCCACUUCUUUCAUAUGAGACUGUUGCAGGCAGAGAUCCGGAGAAUGCUCUACUUGCGAAAAAGAAAUGAGCCAAAGAAUGAAGACCAUCCUUGGUAUGCUCAGAUGCUCCAGAAGCUAAGGGAUUGGUUUGAGGCUUCUCCUGAAGAUCCUCCGUGGAGUAAAACUUGGUUUGCUGGGAGAUACAAUACGAUGAUAAUCUUUUUGUUUCGUCCUUCUCCUCAAGUUCCCCAGCCAUCCUAUCGUUCCGCAAUAAUGUGUUAUGAUGCAGCUUCAAGCAAUAUAGUAACACAAAGCGAGCAAAUAAAGACAGCGAUGAUCGAUUUGACGUGGCCUUUUCUUCUAUCUCUAUUCAUGGCUAUAAAUACGAUAUUGUGGUCCAUUUCAUAUCCUGAAGUACGCGCCCUUCACACAAAGGAAGAGCUGGAAGAACAUAUUUCUCAAGCUUUAGAAAUUGUUGCUCAUUCUCGCGAACGAUGGCCAGGGACCCAAUCAACAUCGGAACUUUACAUGAAACUCACCAAAGCCUGCCUCAAAAGCUAUGAACUCGGCGACAAUUCGCUUUCGUUAUUUUCUGCCACUUCCCCGCCAUCAUCAAUGACUGACGCGAACUCACCGUCUGCAUCUGAGCACUCUAGUGCAACCUCAGUCUCACUUCCUCAUUCACAGCAUAAUAAUGCACAACACAGUAAUACAUAUCAAUCCCCUCCACAAUUCGGAUAUGUCUUCAAUCAAAUGCCAGAGCAAAUACCUUCGUAUGACUACAGUCAUCCCUUACCUCCGACCCAACCCUCGUUUCGGUCCAAUUCAAUCUUUCUAUUUCCCACCGGACUUUACGCAGCCACAGCAGCCGCAAUCCUACCAUAUGCCUUGGGACCCCAUCCCAGACCCACCGCAGCAUCAAAUGCCAGCCCAAGCAUCGUUACCCCCGAUGCAGCAUUCAUUAAUAACUGA